GGAGAAAGAGGAAAUGUAUUCAGAUGGGAAGGAAAAGGCUGAAUAUAGUGAUGGACUGAAGGAGGAGGAGGGAAAAGAUCCGGACGAAGGGGGGAAUGCUUCCGGUCUUGUAGACAGGAGUGACUCUAUUCAGGACAACAUAUGCAGAGGAGAGAACAUGGGAGAGAAGAGGACUGAGCUCACUGCAAGCAGGGGAAAUUUUCCUUACAAAUCAGCCAUUAAUAAUCCAGGGAGGAUGUAUGACAAAAAGAAAAUCUAUCAGUGCCUGAAGGGUGGGAAAAGCUUCAGUCACAGUGGAAACCUUUAUUCCUACCAACGAAUUUACACAGGGAAGAAACCAUAUAAAUGCCUCGAGUGUGGGAAAAGUUUCAGAUGGAGGGGAGAUCUUAAUUCUCACCAAAGGAUUCACACUGGUGAGAAACCAUAUAAAUGCCUGGAGUGUGGGAAAAGCUUCAGUCACAGGGGAAACCUUUAUUCCCACAAAAGGAUUCACACUGGUGAGAAACCAUAUAAAUGCCUCGAGUGUGGGAAAAGUUUCAGUCAGAGUGUAACCUUCUCUUCCCACCAAAGAACUCACACAGGGGAGAAACCGUAUAUAUGCCUGGAGUGUGGGAAAAGUUUCAGUCAGAGUGGAAAACUUACUAUUCACCAAAGAAUUCACACUGGAGAUAAACCAUAUAAAUGCCUGGAGUGUGGAAAAUGCUUCAGUCGGAGUGGAACUCUUAAUUCCCACCAACGAAUUCACACAGGGAAGAAACCAUAUAAAUGCCUGGAGUGUGGAAAAUGCUUCAGUCAGAAGGGACACUUUGAUUCCCACCAACGAAUUCACACAGGGGAAAAACCAUAUAAAUGCCUGGAGUGUGGCAAAUGCUUCCAUCAGAGGGGAGAGCUUAAUUCUCACCAAAUAAUUCACACUGGUGAGAAACCAUAUAAAUGCCUAGAGUGUGGAAAACGCUUCUGUAGGAGGUCACACCUUAUCUUACAUGAAAGGUUUCACACUGGGGAUAAACCAUAUACAUGCCUGGAGUGUGGAAAAUGCUUCAGUCAGCGUGGACAUCUUAAUUCCCACCAAAGAAUUCACACUGGAGAUAAACCAUAUAAAUGCCUGGAGUGUGGAAAAUGCUUCAGUCGCCGUGGACAUCUUAAUUCCCACCAACGAAUUCACACAGGGGAGAAACCAUAUAAAUGCCUGGAGUGUGGGAAAUGCUUCCGUUGGAGGGGAUAUCUUAAUUCUCACCAAAGGAUUCACACUGGUGAGAAACCAUAUAAAUGCCUGGAGUGUGGGAAAAGCUUCCGUAGGAGUUUAGAACUUAUCUCACACCAAAGGAUUCACACUGGUGAGAAACCAUAUAAAUGCCUGGAGUGUGGAAAAUGCUUCAUUUGGAGGGGAACUCUUAAUUUUCACCAAAGGAUUCAUUCUGGUGAGAAACCAUAUAAAUGCCUGGAGUGUGGGAAAAGCUUCCGUUGGAGGGGAGAUCUUAAUUCCCACCAAAGUAUUCACACAGGGAAGAAACCUUAUAAAUGCCUGGAGUGUGGAAAAUGCUUCAAUUCGAGGGGAGAGCUUAAUUCUCACCAAAGGAUUCACACAGGGGAGAAACCAUAUAAAUGCCUGGAGUGUGGAAAAUGCUUCAGUCAGACUGGAAAUCUUAAUUCUCACCAAAAGAUUCACACUGGUGAGAAACCAUAUAAGUGUUUGGAGUGUGGGAAAAGUUUCUCUUGGCGUGACAGUCUUAAUCGCCAUCACAGAAUUCACACAGGGGAGAAACCAUAUAAAUGCCUGGAGUGUGGAAAAUGCUUCAGUCAGAGGGGUAACCUAACUUCCCAUGAAAGAAUUCACGUAAGAGGAAAACCAUAGAAAUGCUUGAAAUAUGGAAGGAUAUUACAUCAGGUCAAAAUUAACAAGCAGCGAAAAUUUUGGCUGUCAAAAUUAGCAAGCAGCGAAAUAAAACACGGAAAUAAUGAGUUCCAUAAUUACAUAUAAUUACAUGAACGUUUUUAGAAUUAACCACCAAGUCAUGGAACCCACCAGCCACUGCAUGUGGGCAUUCAGCAGGGGAUGGGAAACCAUCCAUGCCACCCUGCGCAUACCACGUUGCAUACACUCAUUCAGGAGUCCCUAGCAAUUUGGGCAACACCCGCCAGACACAGAGUGGUACCCAAUGGUCAACUCCUUCGCAGCUAUGGAGUUGGAUGUCACCAAUAUGCAGAUGACACCCAACUCUAUAUCUCGCUAUCCCGGUCCCCACAGGAUGCAGUGGAAAUCUCAGAACGCUGCCUGGCAGCGUGGUGAAAUGGUUAAAAAACAACAAAUUGAAACUGAACCCAGACAAGACUGAAGUGAUGCUUGUGUACAAACCUGUGUGAUGGAGCCUAACCUGUAUGAAUUUGAAGGCAUAACGGAAGCCAUUUUACUGUCUCGUGUCUGAUACAAAAAGCCAUGUUCUGUCUUUCACUGAGCUAAAACGCUGUGACCCUUGAUCAGAAGAGCAUGUUUUAUUGUAUCUUACGAAAUGCUUUUCCAGCUAUGAUUCCUCUGUCUUCUUUCGUAGUUUCAUAGUCUGGCUUCUUUCAACCUUACAAGAUUUUUGAAAAGCUUUUUCCUGCGACCUGUGAAAGUUUGAUCUGAAUAAAUUCUGUAAAUUCA
Eublepharis macularius is the source of this 2644-nucleotide messenger RNA. Its product is annotated as zinc finger protein 665-like. Gene Ontology annotation, biological process: negative regulation of transcription by RNA polymerase II. Gene Ontology annotation, molecular function: DNA-binding transcription repressor activity, RNA polymerase II-specific. The transcript has a single exon. Bases 14 to 1855 code for a protein of 613 amino acids. The record is from RefSeq and is a predicted model, not a curated record. Lineage: Eukaryota; Metazoa; Chordata; Lepidosauria; Squamata; Eublepharidae.